UGGUUGAAUUUCAUUCUUUACGGUGAGUUGGUUCAAUAUGAGGUUGACAUAAAAUAACAUAUUAUAACAUAUCAUAUAAACAUAUUUAUGAUUGGUUUCAGGUUCAAUUUACCAUGGGUGUGUAGCGUAUUGGCCUGUGAUAUAGAAAAAGAUUUUUCUGCAUUGAAAGAUGGCAGCACUUAUCUACAUAUAAUUUUAACCAGAAAUGGCGGUCAUUCGAAUCUUCUAUUGAUUGGUCAUUUUAUAAUUGAUUUCCUCGUUCAAAUGUAUUUAACAUAUUGUACACUCUAUUUGAUAUUGUCCCGGUGAAUAAAUUUCUCCAUUAAUAUCACCAGAAACCUUUAGAAAUUAACUUAAAUUUCAGAGCCAAAUAAUGACGUCACUCACGUUUAACAUUUCUGGAGAAGGUGAAUCACACAGGUGCGAAAUAAGGUCACCAAAAAUUGUCACCAAAAUGCAGAAUUUGCUGCUAUUAUCGGCAGUAAUACUUGCCACAAAUAUAGGAUUAGGUUCAGCCUUGUACUGUUACCAAUGUACUAGCGCCCAAGCAGGAUGUGGGGCGCCCCUUGACAUACGCAUGCAGAGAUGGCACUGGUGUCCUGAUGAUGCAAACCUUAUAGAAAACUUUUGCGUUAAAAGAAUACAAACUGUUGGAAGUAGAACAACUAUCGACAGAGGAUGCUUAUCAGAGUUUUUGAAAAAUACCUGGCACAGAACGCAGAUGCCGACAGUACGUCGCCAUGGUUACUGUGAGAAUGCGCGAGCAACGAUGGGAACAUUGACCUUCGAUAAAAAAUCAACAUAUUGUUUCUGCAACGAUUGGAAUGGCUGUAAUUCAUCCACUAACAUUCAAGCCAAAAUUGGACUUAUUUUCUCCAGCGUUGUAAUUGCAGUUCUCAGGUUUUUAUAGCGUGAUACUAUGUUACAUGUCUUUGAGUUAAAUUGAUCAUUCCAAAUAUUUAAGAGUCAUUCCGAAUUCCUAUAUGAGAUUGAAGGUAGAACUAACUUGCAAUUUGCUUACAUUUCAAUUUUGGCAUUUAAGAAUAGAUUUUUUGAAAUAGGGUGUUGUAUUCUGAUAAAGAGCUUUAUUUUGAGUUGUCAUUGUAGCAAAAAUAUAUAUCAUACAAUAGGGAUAUUUUUAAAAAAAAUCAGGAUGUACAAUAAAACCCUUUGAGGGUUACAUAUGCAACAAAUAAUUGUAAAAAUGGCUCAAUCUUGAAGACUCAGUGCCAUUGGUGUUAAAAUGACAUGUUAUAGUCACUGAGACGAGUUGAUCUUAUUAACCAAAAUCAUUUCUAUAUGAAGUCUAUGAUUAUUAAAUUUUAGACAAUACUGUACAUUACUGUACAUACUGUACUGUACAUUAAUUUCUGAGUUCAACCCUGAUAAAUGAAUAUAGAUUCCAACAAAUAGAAAUCAGCGGAAAUCAUUUUCAAAAAAAUCUCUACAUGUACAUAUUUGUAUAUUCUGCAAUUUAGCAAUAAUUAGAAUACAUUAUUUACCUGUUCAUUCCAAAAUAAAAUUUUUCAUUCCAAAUUAAAAUCACAUAUUUAAAUGUACAUUG
Messenger RNA from Owenia fusiformis, 1564 nucleotides. The record is from the annotation of a GenBank genome assembly. Lineage: Eukaryota; Metazoa; Annelida; Polychaeta; Sabellida; Oweniidae.